AGAUUUAGCUUGCCCAUCACGUCAAAUUGUUGCAUUGUUGAAUACCGUAAUGGAGUUUUGUUGAUAUUAAGUUAUAUUUUUGUAAUUAAAUAGUUGUGAAAAUAAUUGGAAUGGUGAAAUCAGAGUAUGAUUUUCGUAAAUGUCUGCAGGGUUCGAACAGAUCAUCUGUAAAAAUAUAGUUGAAAUUAUUUACUACCGAAUUACUGAAAAUUGCUACUGAAUUUUGUUACACAGUCAUGAAUAUUGAAGUUGAGGAAAAUAUAGAGUUGAAAAUAUUCGCCAGGGCGACUAUUUGGCCUUUCUAAUGGUUCUCAGACAGAGAUAUAUUACAAUGUCUUCCGAACAACCGUUGAAGAAGAAGCUGAGACGAGAAGAUGAAAGUGAUAACUCAGAUGAAACAGACUUUAUUAACAAUUUAGCAGAAAAUAGUGUACCAACAAAUCUUCAAGCACUGCAUCUCUCCUUACAUGCGAGUUUCAAUGAAGAUGAUAUCUCGAGGAAUGCAUUAAAUUUGCAACUUAAUAGGGAAAAAGUGGUGUUUCGAACUAGUGAAAGUGCUACUGAUGAGGGGGAAGAGGUUAUUCUUGGAUCGAAUGAAGAACAUGAUAAUAUCUCGUGUAGUAGUUUGAGUAAAUCAAAUGAGAGUGUUAGUGAAAACAUUUUAAUUGAACCCGCACCUAGUAUAGUAACAUCAACAUCCACUGUUUCCAAUUCAAAGUACUUGUCCCUCUCAAACUCAUUUUCCAGUUCGUCAGAGACUUUGGUCAGGACCAGUUCGUCAAGUAUAAGGGCUACGAAUCAUGAAAGAUAUAAUUCUACAUAUGCUCAUUCGGAUCACGAACUGCAAAUUUUUGGUCUGGAUGAUUUUCAGAAUCAACUCGUCAAACAGUGCCUUUGCAAUGUACCAGAAGUAGUAUUGAGGAAGCCUUUCGAAGGACAACAAGUUAUUGAUAGUUCUGCAGUUGGCUCAGCAAUGUUAUCAGAAUGGCCGAGUAAAAAGGUGCUGCAGUUCUUAUCGAAUCUGCAGUUGUUAUUCGAUGUUUACCUGAAGCAGAAUAAUAAAGGCUUUAUAUGCUCUAGAAUUGUAACAAUUUGUGAAACUAUCAUAGGAAACGAAUACAAUUUGAUUGAACAAAUUAUUUCUCUGUGUGAGACAAGGAAUAAAUACGUCAAUUAUUUGGCAGCUCGAGUAUUCAGUAGCUUUCUGAUUAUAGCAAAAACCAACAUAAAUAACGAAUGGCUGGAAACAAUCGUGAACUUUUUUACUACUGAAAAUAUUGAUUAUGUGAAAAUGCAGUUUGCUCUAGAAGUGAUCAAACGAGUUGUGGAAUGGAAAGAUGUAGAGCUGCACGUAUUGGAAGAGGUGGAACCUCAGGACACUUUGCAGAAUUCGACGACGGAAGAGGUAAAUUCAAGUUGUUCUACAGUUCCAUUCAGUGACCCAGAGAGCUACGACACUUCUGCAAUUAAAGGCCUAAUUAUAAAGAGUUUGGAAUCUAAAUGGCCUGAACUCAUCUACAGAGUUCAGAAUUUGAUCUUGCACAAUAGUUCUGUUCAAAGUCAGACGUGCAUUCUCACCUUUUUGGCAUUGUGGGAAAGUACAAUAUCUGUUAAAGCAAACUUGAGUGUUAUUGAUACCAAACCGUUUUAUGCUCAUCUAGAAAUAUUUGUCAGCAUGUUGAACAGUCAGCUUCCACCGGUAGUAUGGAAACAACUGCUGUCUCUUUUCAAUGAAGUCCUGUGCUACGGCAGCACUUUGGCUCUGCAGGAUAUGUUGCCGGAUGAUACCUGUCAAUUGGCUCACUUGAUAGUAAGAUAUGUUAAAGAUUACCGACUCUUAGAUAGCUUACCCUUCAAAAGAAAUGAGGGAUUGACUGUGAAUAGUUUUGUGGGGACUAUUGCUAGUUCGCAACCAGCACAAACAAACAUCGACAAAACGUUAUUGCAAAAAAUGGCUUUGCUGGUGCUCAAGUCUGUUGCCAUUACUAUAAAGGAAACCAGAUCGGAUAGUUCUGAUUCUAGCGUAGGUUCCGAUGAUUCCGACUUUUAUCAAGAUAUGCAAGUCAUAGAGCGUUCCAUCAGGGAUGUAUUGAAAAAACUUGAUGUUUUCGUUAAAAACAGUUUGGAAUUUCAUCCGGAGACCCCAUUUUCUAAAAUAUUGAUUCAUUUGUUCAGCGACCAGGACGAUUAUAUGAUCGAAGCGAUGGUUUGCAGUUUGGACAUAACGAUUGGUAUUUCAUAUAGGAAUGCCGUCUUUCCUGAUCUGAUCAACAUGUUAAAUCCCAUACAUUCGUUUAUAGAAUUCCUAAAUAUUGUCAGUCACGAUUCAGAUAUUCUUUUAGAUUAUUUAGUUAGCAAUGAAACUUGUUUCUUGCUUUAUUUGUUGAGGUUUCUGAAAUAUACCAAACGAAACUGGGCCAAGUUCAUUAGUAGUUGUGGCGAAGGAAGUGCUCCGAGGGGCAAUGAAUUGGACAAUACCAUGACAGUGCUGAUUCGGUUGAAAAUGCAAAUAAGUAGGUUGGUUUCCAAGGACCUCUUCCCUUACAACGUCACCCCGAUUAUGAGAUUGCUGGAAACGUGUGAAAAUUUGUAUGAAGGAAAUGAAUUUAGCUGAUGAAUACAGUUAUUUUAAUUAAAAUAUUAAUAUUCUAAUAACUAAAGUACAAAAUUUGUAUUGCCCUUAGUUGCAAAUUGUUCAUAAUAAUAAUUUAUGAGGACCUGCAUAUAACUUUUAGUUAAUAAGUUUUGUCUGUACUGUAAGUAAUUUAUUUUCCAUAUUUAUUAACUGACUAUUUUUAUUGUAAUUAAUGUAUAAAUAUAGUUACCGCAAAUAAACAUAUUUAAAUGUAGAA
Messenger RNA from Leptinotarsa decemlineata (Colorado potato beetle), 2852 nucleotides. It is a transcript of the gene lin, whose product is annotated as protein lines homolog. Lineage: Eukaryota; Metazoa; Arthropoda; Insecta; Coleoptera; Chrysomelidae. The record is from RefSeq and is a predicted model, not a curated record.